Limanda limanda (common dab) is the source of this 2705-nucleotide messenger RNA. RefSeq names its product phosphorylase, glycogen, liver (gene pygl). NCBI's taxonomy places the organism in Eukaryota, Metazoa, Chordata, Actinopteri, Pleuronectiformes, Pleuronectidae. The record is from RefSeq and is a predicted model, not a curated record. Gene Ontology annotation, cellular component: cytoplasm. The coding region runs from base 78 to 2639 and encodes 853 amino acids. The transcript is spliced from 20 exons. Gene Ontology annotation, biological process: glycogen catabolic process. Gene Ontology annotation, molecular function: pyridoxal phosphate binding; glycogen phosphorylase activity.
AGUGAACUUCACCUCCAGACAGGCCAGUCAGCUCCAGCUCGACCAGGGAAGACCCCACACCUGCCUCCUCCUCCAGCAUGGCGACCCCUCUCACCGACCAGGAGAAGCGCAAGCAGAUCAGCAUCAGGGGCAUCGUGGGGGUGGAGAACGUGGCCGAGCUGAAGAAGGGCUUCAACCGACACCUGCACUUCACCCUGGUCAAAGACAGGAACAUAGCCAACCCCAGGGACUACUACUUUGCCCUGGCCCACACUGUGAGAGACCACCUGGUGGGGAGAUGGAUCCGGACGCAGCAGUUUUAUUAUGAGGCAGAUCCAAAGAGGGUGUAUUAUCUGUCUCUGGAGUUCUACAUGGGCAGGACGCUGCAGAACACCAUGAUCAACUUGGGGCUGCAGAACGCCUGCGAUGAAGCAAUCUACCAGCUCGGCCUGGACAUGGAGGAGCUGGAGGAGAUGGAGGAGGACGCCGGUCUCGGGAACGGAGGUCUGGGCAGACUGGCAGCGUGUUUCUUGGACUCCAUGGCCACCUUGGGUCUGGCUGCCUACGGUUACGGCAUUCGAUACGAAUAUGGAAUCUUUAACCAGAAGAUAAGAGACGGCUGGCAGGUGGAGGAGGCCGAUGAUUGGCUGAGACAUGGAAACCCCUGGGAGAAGGCGCGUCCUGAGUACAUGCUGCCGGUUCACUUCUAUGGACAUGUGGAGGACACGAAGGAUGGCUCCAAGUGGGUCGACACUCAGGUUGUCUUGGCGAUGCCGUACGACACGCCCAUCCCCGGCUACAUGAACAACACGGUGAACACCAUGAGGCUUUGGUCCGCUCGCGCCCCCAAUGACUUCAACCUGAGAGACUUCAAUGUUGGAGAUUACAUCGAGGCUGUGCUGGACAGAAAUCUGGCAGAGAACAUCUCCCGUGUGCUUUACCCCAACGACAAUUUCUUUGAAGGAAAAGAACUUCGUCUGAAGCAGGAAUAUUUUGUCGUGGCCGCGACGCUACAAGACAUCAUCCGCCGCUUCAAGACCACGAAGAAAGGAACACCUGCUCGCACGUCCUUCCAAAGCUUCCCCGACAAGGUGGCCGUCCAGCUGAAUGACACUCAUCCAGCCAUGGCCAUCCCCGAGCUGAUGAGAAUCUUUGUGGACAUUGAGAAGAUUGACUGGGACACGGCCUGGGAUCUGACGCAACGCACCUUCGCCUACACCAACCACACGGUCCUGCCCGAGGCUCUGGAGCGAUGGCCCGUGCAUCUGCUGGAGACGCUGCUGCCCAGACACCUGCAGAUCAUCUACCAGAUCAACCAGGCCCACCUUGACAGAAUCGCAACUCUGUAUCCGAAAGACGUGGAAAAACUGAGGAAGAUGUCUCUGAUCGAGGAAGACGGCUGCAAGAGGGUGAACAUGGCUCACCUGUGCAUCGUGGGCUCACACGCCGUGAAUGGAGUCGCUGAGAUACACUCCAACAUCAUCAAGACUCAAGUGUUUCGUGAUUUCAAUGAAAUGGAGCCCGACAAGUUCCAGAACAAAACCAACGGCAUCACUCCCAGACGCUGGCUGCUGCUCUGCAACCCCGGACUGGCCGAGCUCAUCGCCGAGGUCAUCGGAGAGGAUUAUGUCAAGGACCUCAGUCAGCUGCAGAGGCUCAAGGACUUUGUCGACGACGCUGCCUUCAUCCGCGACGUCUCCAAAGUGAAACAGGACAACAAGGUGAAAUUCGCUCAGUACCUGGAGAACGAGUACAGGGUGAAAAUCAACCCGUCCUCCAUGUUCGACGUGCACGUGAAGAGAAUCCACGAGUACAAGCGGCAGCUCCUCAACUGCCUGCACAUCGUCGCCAUGUACAAUCGCAUCAGAAAAUGCCCCAAAGCUCUUUUCGUGCCACGAACGGUGAUCAUCGGUGGAAAGGCGGCUCCAGGGUAUCACAUGGCAAAACUGAUCAUCAAGCUGAUCACCUCAGUGGCCAACGUGGUGAACAACGACCCCCUGGUGGGAAACAAGCUGAAGGUCAUCUACCUGGAGAACUACAGGGUGUCGCUCGCAGAGAAAGUGAUCCCGGCCACAGAUCUGUCCCAGCAGAUCUCCACUGCCGGCACCGAGGCCUCAGGAACUGGGAACAUGAAGUUCAUGCUGAACGGAGCUCUGACCAUCGGCACCAUGGACGGAGCCAACGUGGAGAUGGCCGAGGAGGCCGGAGAGGAGAACCUGUUCAUCUUCGGCAUGAGGGUGGAGGACGUGGCUGCGUUGGACGAAGAGGGCUAUGAUGCAAUGACGUACUACAAGAGGAACCCUGAGCUGAAACAAGUGAUGGACCAGAUCACAGGUGGAUUCUUCUGCCCUGAAAAUCCAGAGCUUUUCAAAGACCUCACCAACAUGCUCUUCAAACAUGACCGUUUCAAAGUGUUUGCAGACUUUGACGACUAUAUGGAAUGUCAAGAGAAGGUCAGCCUGCUCUAUCAGAAUCCGAAGGAGUGGACGAAGAUGGUGAUCAGGAACAUUGCAGCCACGGGAAAGUUUUCCAGCGACAGAACCAUCACGGAGUACGCGACCCAGGUGUGGGGCGUCGAGCCGACCGACCUGAAGAUCCCGGCGCCGAACGAGCCGCGGGAGGCCAUCAUCGAAACGGCCAGAGCUCUGAAGAAAAUGUGAAGCUGUUUCCCAACGGAAUGGCAGCUGUAAUGUUUACAAUCUGUUGUUCUGUGCCUUUCGCCUUCC